AAUGGAUUAGUAACACAGUAUAAAAUAAAGUGCUUCCCGCCACACCAUGGCAUUUCUACUUAGCAAUUCGACUGCUCGAAACUAAAAUGCAUUACACGGUAGUAUUAUUACUUUCCUUGGCACUCAUUGUGCACGCCAUUCCGGUUGAACAGCGGCACAGUUUGGUUUAUGAUGCUCGAGGUAACCUACACCUGGUCAACCAGGACCCGUACAGCGUUAUCGAUGCCGACUUGGAACCGUUCUUCAAUGCCGAAUCCGAUAUCAUUUUCCGGUUGUACACCCGAUCAAACCCCAACGAUGAGCAAGUGUUAGUUUGGAGUGACCCCAGCACUGUUCAGAAUUCCAACUUCAAUCCAAAUCAUCCGACAAGGUUUACAGUUCACGGAUGGAACAACGACGGAUCAUCUGCGGUGCACACAAAUAUACGGAGUAACUACUUCGCUGUUGGUGACUUCAACGUUAUCAGCGUCGAUUGGGGUGCAGGAGCGCAAACCAUUAACUAUAUCAGUGCCAGAAACCGAGUGAAUGCCGUUGGGGAAAUCGUAUCCCGCAUGAUUAACACGUUAGUAUCUGCGUCUGGAGUGUCUCGAAAUACUAUCAGCAUUAUUGGACACAGUUUGGGAGCACACGCUGCUGGAAACGCGGGUAAAUUUCAGAACGGUGAAAUCCACAGUGUAAUUGGGUUGGAUCCAGCUGGCCCUCUUUUCUCGCUGGGUCAACCGGACCUGCUAACUUCCAACGAUGCUCAGUAUGUUGAGGCCAUUUUCUCGAACGCUGGCCUGUUGGGCUUCAACUUACCACUGGGUGAUGCAAAUUUCUAUCCCAACGGAGGACGUUCCCAGCCCGGAUGCGGAAUUGAUUUGACCGGAAAUUGUGCUCAUACACGAUCCCACGAGAUGUUUGCCGAAUCGAUCUCGUCCGCGACUGGUUUUAGAGCGACCCGAUGUGGUUCCCAUGAUGAAAUCAACGCUGGAAAUUGCACUCCCAGCGGUGCGGAUGCGAUGAUGGGUGGAGAACCGUCCAACCAUGGUCGGGGUGUCAAUGGUGUUUUCCACCUUAGAACCAAUUCUGCAGCUCCCUUUGCACAGGGUUGAUUGGUGAACUGGAACACACUGAACAUGCUAAGUAUGUUUAAACUUAACACGCAAUCUUUUCCAACAGAAAAGGAUCAACUUUUUACACAUUCAAGUUAGACUUUAAUAUAAUGCAUUUGUACAUAAAUAAAAAUAAAACGUUUUGAAAAUAAA
Messenger RNA from Wyeomyia smithii (pitcher-plant mosquito), 1247 nucleotides. RefSeq names its product pancreatic triacylglycerol lipase-like. Gene Ontology annotation, biological process: lipid metabolic process. The record is from RefSeq and is a predicted model, not a curated record. NCBI's taxonomy places the organism in Eukaryota, Metazoa, Arthropoda, Insecta, Diptera, Culicidae. The transcript has 2 exons. Gene Ontology annotation, molecular function: triacylglycerol lipase activity. Bases 87 to 1094 code for a protein of 335 amino acids.